This is a messenger RNA of Trichosporon asahii var. asahii CBS 2479, 1215 nucleotides long. Its product is annotated as integral membrane protein sed5. Gene Ontology annotation, molecular function: SNAP receptor activity; SNARE binding. NCBI's taxonomy places the organism in Eukaryota, Fungi, Basidiomycota, Tremellomycetes, Trichosporonales, Trichosporonaceae. Bases 1 to 1215 code for a protein of 404 amino acids. Gene Ontology annotation, biological process: endoplasmic reticulum to Golgi vesicle-mediated transport; intracellular protein transport; vesicle fusion. Gene Ontology annotation, cellular component: SNARE complex; Golgi membrane; endomembrane system. The record is from RefSeq and is a predicted model, not a curated record. The transcript is spliced from 2 exons.
AUGUCACCCCGCGACCGCACGUCCGAGUUCCACUCGGCCCUGUCGUCCAUUCGUGCGCGUACCGCUGCAGCUUCAACGCCGCGCUCGACGCCGAAGCCUGGACCGCAGCACCCGAGCGAGUUCGGGCGCAUGGCGGGACAAAUCGCAAAGGACAUCACGCAGACGACGCACAAGUUGCAGAAGUUGGCGCAGUGUGAGUUACUCCGUGGGCAGAACUUUACAGGGUUCCUGAGCGCAUCACGGCCUGUGGGCCGGUUACGCGUCUAUGACCUUGCCUCUGCACGGACGUUGGCCAUGGCAACAGCGCGCAUAGAGCUGGUACCAGUGCACAAGGGUGACCAUUUCACUGCUGUCCGCAAUCGCUGCUCGCGGCCACCGGCCGCCGAGGGAAGACGCCAACAUAACGCUAACAUCCCAGUGGCGAAGCGCAAGACGCUGUUCGAUGACCGUCCCAUGGAGAUUUCGGAGCUCACGUAUAUCAUCAAGCAGGACAUGUCGCACCUGAACUCGCAGAUCGGGGAUCUGGCGACAUAUACGAAGACGCACCACGACGCGCGCGGAAAGGCGGUGGAGCAGCACAACUCGAAUGUGGUGACGCUGCUGCAAAGCCGGGUGAAGGAGAUGGCGAUGGGAUUCCAGGACGUGCUCGAGCUUCGUACGCAGAACAUGAAGGCGAGCCGGGAUCGGACAGAGCAGUUCAUGCACACGACGAGUGCCGCAGCUGUUCCCGCGCCAGCGAAGGGUGAGCUGCCUAGUACGACUGAUAUAGCUAAUAUCACAGACUCACUCCUCUUCGCUCCCGCCGGUGGACCAGGAAGCGGGCUCAAGGGCAAAACGCGGGCCGCCCCCGACGGCGGCGCAGACUUCUUAGCCCUCAACAUUGACGAGCCUCAGCAGACCCAGGACUACCAGCAGAUGCAGCUCAUGGAGCAGCAGGACGACUUCAUCCAGUCGCGGUCGAACGCGAUUGAGACGAUCGAGAGCACCAUCUCGGAACUUGGAGGCAUGUUCUCGCAACUCGCGAGCCUUGUGCAGAUGCAGCGCGAACGCAUCGAUACGAUCGACCAGAACGUCCACGACGUCGACAUGAACAUCAACGCGGCUCACGGACAGCUCCUCAAGUACUACGAGAGCAUCUCCUCCAAUCGGUGGCUCAUGCUCAAGAUCUUUGGCGUCCUCAUCAUCUUUUUCCUCGUCUUCAUCCUUGUCUCCUAA